Melampsora larici-populina 98AG31 is the source of this 813-nucleotide messenger RNA. RefSeq lists its product as uncharacterized. The record is from RefSeq and is a predicted model, not a curated record. Lineage: Eukaryota; Fungi; Basidiomycota; Pucciniomycetes; Pucciniales; Melampsoraceae. The transcript is spliced from 2 exons. The coding region runs from base 1 to 813 and encodes 270 amino acids.
AUGGCUUUUCAAUUACAACUCUCUGGUGUCGUCCUGAAAAAUCUUUUUACCUCAGGUUUGCGUCCUGAUGUUAAGGAUCGGGCGUUAAAACAUCCGGAUUGGUUUAAGUGCUCUACUGUGGAAGAUCGACAAGCGGUAGCUUUAUUGGCAUCUGAGCAAGUCAUGCAUGUUAGUGCUAACAAUGCUUCUCUAGGACAAUCCAAUGUUAUGCAACGUGCGGCGUCCUCACCUCCUAUUGUCCAAGUACCUCGCGACCCGAAUGCUAUGGACGUUGAUGUCAAUGCGGCAGAUUCGCGUAGAGUUUUUCCUCCUUUACCUAAUGGAGUUUCUUUUGGAUCCUUUAUCAAGUUCUGUCAUGCGCGUACGAUGUGUCAUAAAUGUUUGAGAGCUUACGACUCGACGCACAAAGGACCGGAUGGAAGGAGUAUCCCUUGUCCUAAUCCACCUCCGAAGACUACUCAAGAAAUCAAAUCAUUUAUGCAACAUAAUCAAAGUCGACCGAACGUAGUAGCGGCUGUAUCUUCAUCACCUCAUCGAUUUCCUGCUGCGCGAGUUCAACGACAACAAGCUCAUUCGGUUCAAGUCCCUAAUCAACAAUUCUCACAUGCGUUACAGCAUGCUCCUAAUGUUUCAUCUGGAUUUUAUCAAGUACCGAUGAUGGCUCCGAUUUAUCACCAACCUCCUCAUAUGCAACCUUUUCAGUUUGGCCCACCGACUCAGGGUGUCACUCCUCUUCACCAUCCAGGAUUACCUGUUGCAAUGGGAAUGCCUCCGGCUUUGGGCGUUACGGAUCCUACCCAGCAGUCCUACUAA